This is a messenger RNA of Entrophospora candida, 173 nucleotides long. Lineage: Eukaryota; Fungi; Glomeromycota; Glomeromycetes; Entrophosporales; Entrophosporaceae. The record is from the annotation of a GenBank genome assembly.
AUGCUGUAAACGCAGGAAAAGGUGAUUCGAAUUGUAAUUUAAUAAUUGUGGAAGGUAAAUCUGCAAAAAUGUUUGUUUUGUCUGGUUUAGAAGUAAUAGAUGAUCAAAUGGAAAAUUAUGGUAUUUAUCCUAUCCUUGGCAAAUUAUUAGAAAAGAAUCAGAGAAUCGGGUGA